AUGAUGCUUGAAAUAGAUAGUAAAUAUUGGGAUUUUUAUUCACUUAACAAAUACAAGGAAUUUGAGAUACCGUAUAAGUUGAAGAGUAAAAUCAUGCCACUUUCAAACAGAUUGCCAAUUUCGUAUCCACUUAUAGGGCAUAUAAAUGUGAUGAUGUUUUUUCCAAAAGUUUCGUUUGAGAACAAAUUCAUUAAGCCAAUGAUCAUUGACAAGGAAGAUGGGAAAGUUCUAAUGAUUGAUAUCAAGGGAUCUUUCCACUCAUUGAUUGAAAAAUCCAAUUUCAUACACAAUGAGUUAAUUUUUGACAAGUCGAGAGUAGUGGUGAUCACAAGCCCUAAUUAUAGCGAGGGAUAUCCAAUUGCUAUUGUCAAUUCCCAUAUGAAAGAGAUUUUUCACGGUGACAUGAUGGGUAUGGACAAACGUAUUUACUUCUACCAUAUGAAGGUGUUGCUAGAAAAUCUCAAGACGUUCAAGAUCAACUUUUUGUAAGCUCGUGGAAGGUAUCGCCGAAUCUUCAUGAACUUCACUGCGGAAGACAAAGUGGCGUAGAUAUGAAA
This is a messenger RNA of Pichia membranifaciens NRRL Y-2026, 557 nucleotides long. RefSeq lists its product as hypothetical. The record is from RefSeq and is a predicted model, not a curated record. The transcript has 2 exons. Lineage: Eukaryota; Fungi; Ascomycota; Pichiomycetes; Pichiales; Pichiaceae. Bases 1 to 489 code for a protein of 162 amino acids.